GUUCGUUUCGGCCUCGUGAUAUUUACCAUGCUACAAACACGUGGUUACUCAUACCAACCGGCGAAGUGACAACAAAUAAAGGUUGAGGACUGAAAUACAGAGUUCAUCCGCUAACAACUUUGUAAAGACACCUAGAAACAUCACAUUGCUUCCAAGACUGUCUCCAUAAUAAACAUAUAGCUUACAUAUACCUUCUUAAACUAUGAGGUUAAUUUAUUCGACUCACAUUGGUUUGCUGCGACAGUGUUUUGUGGCGUUCUGUGAGUCACAGUACGCAACUUCCGGUUUAGGUACACUUGAUAACUUGAUUAAAAGGCACACCGAGAUUACCAGAGACCACAUGACACCGGAAGUAGCUCUUCAUUUAAUAACUAAGAACUGUUCCCUGUGGAAAUCUAAGCAGGACGACAAUUCUCCGUUUCCUGAUCCAUUCUGGGCGUUUUACUGGCCCGGUGGGCAAGUUUUGACAAGAUUUAUUUUGGACAACCCCACCACUUUCCGAGGAAGCACGGUGUUGGAUGUGGGCAGCGGAUGUGGAGCUUCAGCUGUAGCAUGUAAAAUGACAGGAGCCAAGGAAGUUCUGGCCAAUGAUGUUGACCCUGUUGCAAUCAGAGCUAUUCAGCUGAAUGCAGCAGCCAAUGGAGUGACAGUAAAAACUUGUAGAGACAAUCUGGCUGGUCAACUGAAUCCAGACUGGUCUACUGUUUUACUGGGAGAUAUGUUCUAUGAUGAAGAAUUUAGAGACAGUCUAGUGACCUGGACAACAGAGUUAUAUAGUAAAUAUGAAACAAAUGUUUUCAUUGGAGAUCCAGGAAGGCUGCCGCUUGUGAACCAUCCAAUCAAAAACAGGCUUACAAAGGUAGCAGAAUAUGAACUAUCAGGAGCAUGUAAAGAAGAAAACAAUGGUCUUUCAACAGGCUAUGUAUGGAAACUUGACAAAGGUUGACGGAUAAUGGGAUUUAAAAAAACUGUGAUCAUUCAAGUAUCAAAACUGUGAUAAAACUCUCAGAGGCAGCAUGGAGAAGAGAAAUGCGCAGACUCCAUCAAAAUUUCCAGUUUUCAUUCAGUUUGAUUUGUUCUUGAAAAUAUGUUACAUUAAAAGGAGACAGUAUCCUCUGUAUGCAAUUUUGGCAACUUCUGGACAUAACAAAAAAAAGUAUUUUUUAAAUUAAACAACAGGAAAAUCUUGAUUUCGCUUAAUACUGAGAAUGUGAGAACAAAUGGAAAUUGCAGAAUGUCAUUUCAUGUCUACUACCUUAAAAUGCAAAAUAAAAUGAAGUAACAGGUCAAGUAUUCAAAUUUUGUUCUUUAUUUGUGAAAAUAUAAUUAUGUAAUAAAAUAAACAAA
Mercenaria mercenaria is the source of this 1347-nucleotide messenger RNA. RefSeq names its product electron transfer flavoprotein beta subunit lysine methyltransferase-like. The transcript is spliced from 4 exons. The coding region runs from base 203 to 946 and encodes 247 amino acids. Lineage: Eukaryota; Metazoa; Mollusca; Bivalvia; Venerida; Veneridae. Gene Ontology annotation, cellular component: mitochondrial matrix. The record is from RefSeq and is a predicted model, not a curated record. Gene Ontology annotation, biological process: peptidyl-lysine trimethylation. Gene Ontology annotation, molecular function: protein-lysine N-methyltransferase activity.